AUGGUUGUGACUAUCAAGGAGUAUGCGGACGCAGUGCCGUACCCUAGGUUCCCGAAAAGCGCGCUCUUGGACCUUUCGACGUCGUGUUCGUCGAUGGCGUCUUUGAGCACGCUGGAUGAGGAGGAUGCCUCCGGUAACGCAAACAGUCUGCGGUACAUCGAGGCAAUGAAGUUGUAUGUCAUGGACAAGGCCGCGUUCCUGCGACGGUUCAGUGUCGAUGAGGCACACAUUAUAACGAUGCUUAACAAGCAGGAGACGUUGCUCACCGCUGACGUGUCGACUCUGGGGGCCCGCAAGAGAGUCAAGAAGUUCUCUGACUACGAGGUUGUGUUGGAGUUGGGUCAAGGUGCGUACGGGCAAGUCAGUCUCGUACAGAACAAGUCCACGGAGGAGUUUCUCAUCCUCAAGAAGAUUUUCAAGGAGAGGAUACUGCUGGAUACGUGGGUCCGCGACAGGAAGUACGGUACUGUACCAUCAGAGAUACAUAUCCUGACGAAGUUGACGGAGCUGCCGCACGAUAAUGUCGUCUCGAUGAUCGAUUUCUUCGAGGAUGACGAUUUUUACUACGUAGAGAUGCCCAUACAUGGGCAGGGAGACGGGUGCAUCGAGUUGUUUGACUUCAUCGAUAUAAGGGACGAGGUCAGCGACUGGGAGUGCAAGCUGAUAAUCAAGCAAUUGGUCUCCGCGAUCAAGUACCUCCACGACAGAGACAUCGUGCACAGAGACAUCAAGGAUGAAAACAUUAUUAUGGACGCGAGGGGACACAUCCAGCUGAUCGACUUUGGGUCCGCUACAAACGCAGUGAGAGGACCCUUCAGGACUUUCUUGGGGACUAUCGACUACGAACCACCAGAGGUCGCUCGUGGUGAACCCUUUUUGGGGAAACCACAGGACAUAUGGGCACUCGGUAUUUUAUUGUACAUUCUCCGCUUUAAAGAACCGCCAUUUUUGGACCAGAAGGCAAUACUCACGGGGGAUUUGAAGUUCCCACAGGGGACAUCGGUCAACACCGACUGUAUUGACCUCAUCAAUGCGAUACUAAGUCCCCGGGUCGACGAAAGACCCACUAUCGAUGACAUCGUCGAACAUAAAUGGCUACAAUUUUAG
Molecule: messenger RNA, 1107 nt
Organism: Huiozyma naganishii CBS 8797
Lineage: Eukaryota; Fungi; Ascomycota; Saccharomycetes; Saccharomycetales; Saccharomycetaceae
Exons: 1
Coding region: 1-1107 (368 amino acids)
Biological process (GO): negative regulation of glycogen biosynthetic process; intracellular signal transduction; protein phosphorylation
Cellular component (GO): cytoplasm; cytosol; nucleus
Molecular function (GO): protein serine/threonine kinase activity; ATP binding
Source: RefSeq, a predicted model, not a curated record